This is a messenger RNA of Gorilla gorilla gorilla (western lowland gorilla), 776 nucleotides long. Its product is annotated as large ribosomal subunit protein eL15-like. The coding region runs from base 34 to 648 and encodes 204 amino acids. The transcript has a single exon. NCBI's taxonomy places the organism in Eukaryota, Metazoa, Chordata, Mammalia, Primates, Hominidae. Gene Ontology annotation, molecular function: structural constituent of ribosome; RNA binding. Gene Ontology annotation, cellular component: cytosolic large ribosomal subunit; ribosome. The record is from RefSeq and is a predicted model, not a curated record. Gene Ontology annotation, biological process: cytoplasmic translation.
UUCCGUCUGGCGGCAGCCAUCAGGUAAGCCAAGAUGGGUGCAUACAAGUAUAUCCAGGAGCUAUGGAGAAAGAAGCAGUCUGAUGUCACGCGCUUUCUUCUGAGGGUCCCCUGCUGGCAGUACCGCCAGCUCUCUGCUCUUCACAGGGCUCCCCGCCCCACCCGGCCUGAUAAAGCGCGCCAACUGGGCUACAAGGCCAAGCAAGGUUACGUUAUACAUAGGAUUUGUGUUCGCCGUGGUGGCCGAAAACGCCCAGUUCCUAAGGGUGCAACUUACGGCAAGCCUGUCCAUCAUGGUGUUAACCAGCUAAAAUUUGCUCGAAGCCUUCAGUCUGUUGCGGAGGAGCGAGCUGGACGCCACUGUGGGGCUCUGGGAGUCCUGAAUUCUUACUGGGUUGGUGAAGAUUCCACAUACAAAUUUUUUGAGGUUAUCCUCAUUGAUCCAUUCCAUAAAGCUAUCAGAAGAAAUCCUGACACCCCAUGGAUCACCAAACCAGUCCACAAGCACAGGGAGAUGCGUGGGCUGACAUCUGCAGGCCGAAAGAGACGUGGCCUUGGAAAGGGCCAUAAGUUCCACCACACUAUUUGUGGUUCUCGCCGGGCAGCUUGGAGAAGGCGCAAUACUCUCCAGCUCCACCGUUACCGCUAAUACAAGUAAAGUUUGUAAAAUUCAUACCUAAUAAACAAUUUAGGACAGUCAUGUCUGCUUACAGGUGUUAUUUGUCUGUUAAAACUAGUCUGCAGAUGUUUCUUGAAUGCUUUGUCAAAUUAAGAAAG